Messenger RNA from Salvia hispanica, 1141 nucleotides. RefSeq names its product alpha/beta-Hydrolases superfamily protein. Lineage: Eukaryota; Viridiplantae; Streptophyta; Magnoliopsida; Lamiales; Lamiaceae. The record is from RefSeq and is a predicted model, not a curated record.
CAAAAUCCCCCACAUCGGCAACAACGAAAAAAGAAAAGUAAGGGGUGUUUGCCACCACAUUAUUCUGGUCAGAACUUUCUAGGAAGCAACUUUGAUUGAAAAAAAGAAUCCAAUAGAGAGAGAUGGAGGAAGAAAAGGCUGUACCUCAUUACUGGGGAGAAACUCCAGAAGAAGAGUAUUACAAAGCACAGGGAAUCAAAUCAAGCAACUUCUACUACAAAGCAGGCAGUGGGCUAACCCUAUUCACCAAAUCAUGGCAGCCAAUCAAAUCCGGGGCCGGGGCUCCACGCGGCGUCAUCUGUAUGGUCCACGGCUAUGGCAAUGACAUCAGCUGGACCUUUCAGGCCACCCCAAUCUUCCUCGCCCAGAACGGAUUCGCCUGCUUCGCCCUCGACCUCCACGGCCACGGCCGCUCCCAAGGCCUCAAAGCCUACGUCCCUAACGUCGACGUCGUCGUCGAUGACGCCCUCUCCUUCUUCGAUUUCGCCAUAGCCCAAGAUCCAAUUUUGGAGAAACCCCCAAAAUUCUUGUACGGAGAGUCCAUGGGCGGGGCCAUCUGCUUGCUGAUGCAUUUCAAGCGGCCGGAGUUUUUCAAAGGCGCGAUCUUGAUGGCGCCCAUGUGCAAGAUCUCGGAGAAGGUGAAGCCCAGGUGGCCGAUUCCGGAGAUCCUGACGGCGGUGGCGAGGUUCGCGCCGACGCUGGCGGUGGUGCCGACGGCGGAUUUGCUUGAGAAAUCGGUGAAGGUGGGGGAGAAGAAGGUGAUCGCGGCGAUGAAUCCGAUGAGGUAUAGAGGGAAGCCGAGAUUGGGGACGGUGGUGGAGCUGAUUAGGGUUACGGAGUACGUGAGUGGGAGAUUGAGGGAUGUGGAGAUUCCGUUUGUGGUGAUGCACGGAGAUGCUGACGUGGUGACGGAUCCGGAGGUGAGCAGGGAGCUGUAUGAAUUGGCGAGGAGUGAGGACAAGAGCAUCAAGAUUUAUGAGGGGAUGAUGCACUCUCUUGUUUUUGGGGAAACUGAUGAGAAUGUUGCGAUUGUUCGUGCUGAUGUUAUUAGGUGGUUGGAGGAGAGAUGUGAUUGAAAACUGAAAUCAUCUCAUAUUUACAUUUCAUUCAUUAUAUUCCAACAAUCUUCAUUCUACUUCUA